Messenger RNA from Papaver somniferum (opium poppy), 453 nucleotides. RefSeq names its product tRNAse Z TRZ4, mitochondrial-like. The record is from RefSeq and is a predicted model, not a curated record. Lineage: Eukaryota; Viridiplantae; Streptophyta; Magnoliopsida; Ranunculales; Papaveraceae. The transcript has 6 exons. The coding region runs from base 50 to 394 and encodes 114 amino acids.
UACAAGUGUCCUCGAGUUGAGGCAAGAGGAACUGAAAACACCUCUGUCAAUGGAGGAAAAUGGUGAAUCUGGUCGACUUGAUUAUAAUAAAAGAAGAGCCGAAGGUGGAGAUAGAAAGGAUGAUGAGCCGAAAGUUCAGAAAUUAAACAGUGAUCAAAAAACGAAAAAAGGAAACCCUCUCAGCACCACCUGCUAUGUUCAGAUAUUGGGAACUGGAUUGGAUACUCAAGAUACACCAUCGAUUUUGCUCUUCUUCGAUGACCAGAGGGGUUGCAGCGGUUCUGUACUGAGCACGGGAUUAAGUUAUCCAAGAUAUAUUCCUUUCUCGUGUCUGCUCAGAAACUACAGGUGGACUAGCAGGUCUUUUCUUGACUUUGGCUGGGAAAGGAAAUAAAGAGAUGUCAGUUAGCAUACAAGGUCCCUCUGGUCUCCAAUUUUUAGUAGAGGCUAUGA